UUACGCUAAGAGAGGACCCCAUGUCGCACGUAAAAACCUCCCUGAUAUCAACAAGACCAGGAUGACGACUGUCACGCUCACUUUAGUGUUUACAAUGUUUAUCCCCUUUAUGUCAACCUCAGUCCUGGGAACCACGGAGGAAAAGAUGACAACAAAUGCCGUAGAUGAAACAGAUGUGUUGGACACACUGAUAACUACGACACAAGAAAAUAUAGAAUAUCGGAGAACUGAUGAUGGGAGUGCAAGGGAGGGUAGGAACAAUGACGUCACCACUGAGGUAAACACAGCAACACCUGCACCAGAGACCACCAGUGACUCCCCAGAGACCACCACUGAAUCGCCUUUCGCAACUUUAGGCAUGAAGAAACAUUAUGAAAAGUGGAUGGAAAGAAUAAUGCAGAGUGACUACGCGAAAAACAAUGGCAGUCACGUUCCUGUGAAAGAUGAUGAUGAUGGUGGUGGUAGUGUCAACAAGCAAGCAAGAGUCCUGACACAAUUAAUAUACCCUGAAGGGAGGAAGAUGGUCCCCAAGCCGCUCAACAUCAACCAUGACUGCUUCUGCGGUCACUACAACUCCCGGACCCCCAAGAUCGUGGGGGGCAGUGAGACCCACGAGCACCACUACCCCUGGAUGGUGUCAUUGCAGCUGUCCAAGAAUAAGAAACACUUCUGCGGGGCGAGCAUCAUCAGCGACACAUUCUUCCUGACGGCUGCUCACUGUACUGAUGGACUGUUCCCUUGGGACCUGGAACUGAGAGUAGGCGACCACGACCUUACCGCCAGCGACGUCUCCAGGGAGAAGUCCAUCCCAGUCAACUUCAUCCACCAGCACCCUGGGUACAACGACAAGACCACAGACAGCGAUAUAUCUCUCCUGAGCAUAGCCAAGCCUCUCAUAAUGACAUGGCGGGUUAGACCCAUCUGCCUAACCCCGCCUGGCCUGACCUUCUACAAAGAGAGGGUAAGCGUGAUGGGAUGGGGCAAGGAAGACGAGGAUGCUAAAGCGGGCUCCCCACGCCUCCGUCACACACAGCUGACUAUCCUUCCCAUGGGUCAGUGCCGCCGUAACUACAAGUUUUAG
Molecule: messenger RNA, 1081 nt
Organism: Homarus americanus (American lobster)
Lineage: Eukaryota; Metazoa; Arthropoda; Malacostraca; Decapoda; Nephropidae
Product: serine protease 55-like
Exons: 7
Coding region: 62-1081 (339 amino acids)
Biological process (GO): proteolysis
Molecular function (GO): serine-type endopeptidase activity
Source: RefSeq, a predicted model, not a curated record